Homalodisca vitripennis (glassy-winged sharpshooter) is the source of this 1344-nucleotide messenger RNA. RefSeq names its product snake venom serine protease homolog. Gene Ontology annotation, molecular function: serine-type endopeptidase activity. The transcript has 3 exons. The record is from RefSeq and is a predicted model, not a curated record. Gene Ontology annotation, biological process: proteolysis. The coding region runs from base 85 to 1110 and encodes 341 amino acids. NCBI's taxonomy places the organism in Eukaryota, Metazoa, Arthropoda, Insecta, Hemiptera, Cicadellidae.
UGUUAUUCCAAAGUGUCAGAGUAAUAUUUAGAUAAAAGAAACUAUUUUACUUGUAUGAUUUACUAGUGGUUUAUUUAGUGGUGAAUGAUGAAUCAGAAUGGAUCUACGCUAUUCACGAACAAUUCGACGAUAUCACGACUUGGUCCUGAAGUCACGCUGCAAGACCAACCUCCCCCUUACUCCACUGAGUUCUUGUACGUCGUGUUGAUCAUCACGCUGGUCGAGCCCCACCGGAACCUCAAGGAGUACUCGCAGACUCCCUGUACUGGCACCAUGAUCCGCAAUGACCUCGUCCUCACCGCCGCAUCUUGCCUCAAGAUGAAUACGUUAGACGAGCUCGACCCCACUAGCACAGAGGUCGUCAUGAGAGAUGGAACUAGGUUGAGAUCUCUCAAGAUAUUUGUGCACUACGACUACUCGAAAAGUCACAUCUACAACUUUGCUGUCAUAGUUGUAGAGAAAAGCAAUGUAAAUGUGUUCCCUAAAUUGCCCAAAGAGGAUGUGGAUAUAGACUUUGAAAGUAUCCUGAAUUCCUGUAUUCUCGGUGGAUACGGAGACCAGCACAGGAGCAUUUCUCCGUCAAAGUUCUCUUACAAGAUGCUGAACAUGACGACGGUCGACAUCAUCAAGUGUAGGGAACGACAAGGUGUGGAAAAAAUGAACAGAUUGUGCCUCCACUUCCACAACCUACAGCCCUGCCGAGGCGACGUGGGGUCUCCUCUGAUCUGCAAUGGCAAGGUGUUGGCUCUCUUCACCCCAAUGCUCGUUGGUAGUCCUAAGACAUGCGUGGAUAGAUACGGAACCGUGUUCACCCCCGUUACUGUCAUCGUGGACUGGGUCAACAAGAUCGUGUCCUCACCAUCAGCAAAUCUAGAGUGGAUGAACAAUCCCUGGUACAUUCUGUUACUGUGCAGCUCAGCCUUGGGAGUCAUAGGAGGCAUCUACUAUCUCCUCAUGGAACUCAUGCAGAGGAACUACCCUUUGGACUUUGAAGAAGAGAUGGAAAAUACUGAUGACAAUAUCUCUCGGCUGAAUUAUCUAAAUGAGGACUCAAAGGAGCCAAAGGACGAUGAGCAAAAGUGGCGACGUAUUCAGAAUCUACUUACGUAGAUCAGUGUGACUGAAUAAAUACAAUUAAUUACUUUUUAAGUCUGGCUUUAAAUUCGAAUUAUUGUUCUGUAGUAUUGUACGAGUAUAUUAAAACAAUACACUUGAUAUUAUAUGAAAAUGAUUGGAAAAAUCGUAAAAAUAAAGUUUGAAAAAUUAUAUUAGCUUUGAGGAUAACGGAGACCACUUGUUAGAUUGUCUGGUUUGAGUGUUUGACAUCAUUUUUAGUUUAAUGUA